AUGGCCAAACCUCUGCUGAAGAUACAGCGUUAUUUCCGCAGGAAACCUGUCCGUUUCUUCACCCUCGGCCUGCUCUACCUGACCGCCGGAAGCCUCGUCUUCCUACAUACUGGCAUUGUUGGUGACAGCUGUCCCGGAAGGCGAGGGAUGCGCGUGUACACCGUGGUGGCCUCGGAGACGGGCGGCCAGAUCACAUCAUCAGAUAGCGGGGGGCUGGGAAUCACACGGGUACUUAGGGAGGCUCACAGGCCUGGGCGAGGUUACGCCCCCAUGUGGAAGAAAAAAGGAAGGAAGAUAAGAGAGGGCAGAGCUGGAGACCACAACAUGAAUUCUGCUGGGAACUCUGCACGCAAUAUGAAAGAGACGGACGACGGAAGAGCAAAGUACAUUGGAUGCUAUGUUGAUUCAACAGAAAAGCGGGCCCUAAAAGGAGUUUCAUUUUUUGAUUACAAAAAAAUGACUGUAUUCCGUUGCCAGGACAACUGUGCCGAAAGAGGGUACAUGUACGCGGGUUUGGAGUUUGGAGCCGAGUGCUUCUGCGGACACAAGAUUCAGACGGCCAACGCUUCGGAGAGCGAAUGCAACAUGCAGUGUAAAGGAGAAAAGAGCAGCGUGUGUGGAGGAGCCAACCGGCUAUCCAUCUACAGGCUGGAGCUGAGCCAGGAGUCGGCACGGCGCCACGGCAGUGCCAUUUUCAAGGGUUGCUUCCACAGUCCAGACAAUGUCACGUUGGCCCUCCCUUUCAGCAUUUCCAUCCGAAACAUGUCCGUUGACAAAUGUGUCGACGCGUGCACGGAGAAGGAGCAAUCGCUGGCCGUCCUGGCCGGAGAUCGAUGCCACUGCGGCUUCCCGACCCCCCUCUUCUCCCUUCACGAGCCUGAGGAUGAGGGCAUGUGUCUCCAGCGCUGCCUCGGCGAGGAGUUUGAAAGCUGCGGGAAUGACGAGUACUUUGUGGUGUACCAGACGCAGGUUCAAGACAACCGUUGUAUGGACCGACACUUUCUCCCCUCUCGCAACAAUCAACUGGUUGCCCUGGCAAGUUUCCCCGGAUCGGGUAAUACCUGGGCACGUCACCUCAUAGAGCUGGCCACCGGCUUCUAUACCGGCAGCUAUUAUUUUGACGCCUCACUCUACAAUAAAGGAUUUAAAGGUGAGCGAGACCACUGGCGAAGCGGAAGAACCAUCUGCAUAAAGACGCACGAGAGUGGGAGAAAGGAGAUCGAAGCCUUUCACUCCACCAUCCUCAUGAUCCGAAACCCCUACAAAGCACUCAUGGCCGAAUUUAACCGGGAAUUUGGCGGGCACAUUGGAUUCGCCUCUCAGGCCAACUGGAAAGGGAAAGAAUGGCCCGAAUUUGUGAAGACCCACUCUCCAUGGUGGGCCUCUCAGAUCUUGGACUGGCUACAUUAUGGGAAGAACAUCUACGUGGUCCAUUACGAGGACUUGAAGAAAGACUUGCUCUCCCAUCUCAAGGGAAUGGUUCAGUUUUUGGGCCUGGAAGUUUCCGAGGAGCGUCUGCUCUGCAUGGAAGGUCAGAAGGACGGUAACUUCAAGAGAUCGGAGCUCCGCAAACUCAAAUAUGAUCCCUACACUCCUGAAAUGAAGGCAAACAUCGAUGAACUGAUAAGAACAGUUGACGCAGCCUUAAAGAAAAUGAACAUGACUGGUGUUCCAGAUGAAUACAUGCCAAGAUAA
Nerophis lumbriciformis (worm pipefish) is the source of this 1695-nucleotide messenger RNA. The record is from RefSeq and is a predicted model, not a curated record. Lineage: Eukaryota; Metazoa; Chordata; Actinopteri; Syngnathiformes; Syngnathidae.